Molecule: messenger RNA, 5576 nt
Organism: Bombus pascuorum
Lineage: Eukaryota; Metazoa; Arthropoda; Insecta; Hymenoptera; Apidae
Exons: 5
Coding region: 4771-5115 (114 amino acids)
Source: RefSeq, a predicted model, not a curated record
GCUCGAAAACCUCUCUUACCUGCGCCGUGCGCUCGGUUUUAUCCUUCGACACGUUUCCGAUCGGUCUCGUUGUCGCGUGCCCUGUCCGUAUCUACCGCGCGAACCCUGACCUUCCGCCAUUUUGGUUGCGCCGCCGCUUCCGGCUCGUCGCCAAACCCUCGGCCGCCGUUCUUACCGAUCGAGCGAUAUCGCGGCCCCCAAUCGAUCGAACUUCGCCGGGAAACAUGUUCGAAAACGCGCGGUCUGCGCGCUUCUACGUCGACUCGAUCCUCGUUCGCGCCAGCAACGCGAUGUUUUGAUCUAUCCUCGAUCCUCCCUUCGGAGGAUAUCGCGAUAAUCCACGAGACUCGUCGAUAGCAAACAGAUCGAAAAAUCAAAUUGCAAUCGUUGGAGGAUCGUCGCUGGAAAUUUGUACUCUGGCAAAAGUCUGGAUAAAAUUGCAAAGAUCGAAGGACUCCCGUUGUGCGUGUAUGUGUGAUCGUUGUUAUUACGAGGUAAGCAGAAGUCGAGAAGUGUGUUUCUGGGGGGUUGUUUGGUGUUUAGGAGCGUGGUUGAUACUGCGACGAAGUGGGUAGAGACAUCAAUCGUGCUUGCAGGGUUGAAUAGGAUUUCUAAGGGAUUCUUCUUCGUAAGAGAAGAGAACUAUCGGUCGCGAAGACUCGGCGAUCGCCCGAGAAUUCGGCAGAACUUUCCUACGCGUGUAAAAUUGUCGAAUGAAACAAUCUGCGGAAUCAGUAACAGGAAGAAACGGUACGAGAAGCUUAGAAAGUUUCUUACUUUCAACGAAGCUAACAAAGUACUUUUAAAACAGUCUUUCUAUAUUAUCUGCGAACAUUAAAAAAUCUUCACGGUCAACCGUUACGUUAUCAGAGAAGAACAGAUAGGAAGCAAAUCCAAUUACGAUACCUUUGUACAAUUAAGAAACAAUUGCGUUUAAUGCAACGAGACAAAUGUUCCAUCGAUCAUAACGCGUCUUUGCCUCCGAUCAAGGAGUACCUAGCACUUUCUAGGAAGACCCAGUAGCCGAUUCAACGCCGCAGAGUCCAACUUGGACAUCUAGAAGUUGGAUGGCCAAGUUUGGACGCCUCGACGAAUCCGUUUCCAGUUGAAGCAGCCUCGAAAGCGUAAUUCCAACGACUAUUGACUAGUCUAUCGUUUCACGACAACAGUAUCGUCACGAAUCUCGUGCACAAAGACCUAACCGCGAGAAAAUCGAUCGGAAAUUCAAAUAGCCGAUCAAUGUUCGACGAGAUCUGGCUCUAAAUAAAUUGCAAACUUUCGAUCGGCUAUCUGUUCGUUAAGACUCGUGCAACGAAGGGAGUCGUCGAAAGGACUGAUCAACAGGUUGCUGAUCUAGAUAGAGCUACGCCACGGGACUGUUGGUUAACUUCCUCUCGAGAGGAAGUCCGAGGAACUCGAGAUCGAGAGUUCUAUCUUCUGGCACGAGAGUUUCUCGUCUCUUGCUGUCCGAUCGAGAGGAAAACGAGGCCUGGUACCACAGAAGGAUUAGAUUGGCAAGUUGCCGGGUGAUAAUCCAAGUAUCGCGGCUUCUAAGGAUGGAAAUUUGGCGGAGACCAAGUUUGGACGAACACGUGCAGUGAAAGGUUAAAUCGUUCGCCGUGAAGUUUCACAGUGCAUCGUAGGAAGGAAUUUUAGCGUGAUUGAUCGGUAAUUAUUUCUUUUGUCGUAGCGACGACGAAUAAAGUGUCUUAAACCGGAGCUUGGGAAAUUUUAGCGAUCGAUAACUUUUUUCUCCGUGAGAAGCGAAGUGUUUUGUACUCUUGAAAAAUGAAAAAAAUAUUCUGAAUGAAAAAUAGCUUCAGAUCAGUCGAUAACUUUUUCCUACGAGGUCGAGCAAAGUGUUUUGGUCUUGGGAUUAGGAAAUCGAGAUCGGGAAAUGUUCUAAAUGAAAAGUAAAUUAAUCGAUAAUAGUUCGAUGAUUCAUAAAGUGAUUUUUCUUCGUUUUUUUUUUUUUUUUAUCGAAAAGAUACGGCGAUCAUUAGAGUAGAAAAGAAAGAAUUAGGUUAGCGAGGGAAUUGAGAUAACCAGGCGAGAAAACCGGUUUGAAAAGUGUCGUAUCGAGGAUCGUAGUGUAAAAUCGUGGAAUAAAUCACCGGCUUAGUUUGUUCGAAGCCUAUUCAGACGCAACCUGAUAAUAAGCCGUAUUGACAUUUCGAAGAUAACGAAUAAUAUAUCGUUGAUACGAUAAAGAGGAGUCGAUUUGUAGAAAAAUAUAGCAACAACGGGUUCGAUUUAAAGCUGCGGGAUUGAAUUAAAUCUUCAUGAACCGAUAGAGAAUCGUCGUUUCGAUAUAAUAUUUAUUGUUUUUUAAAAUCAGAAAUCCUUAUUUCAGUGAUCGUGCUUCGACGAAACGUUUCCUUUCUUCGGAUCAUUUUAUUCAAUGGAUAUCGUACAGUACGAAGCGAAGCUUUUCACAAUGGAAAUAAGAUUCCAAUCGCAACAUUGUUAGUAGAAAGAUAUUUCUUCCAUUAAUCAAAGAUCGAAUCAAAAGAGCAGUUCGUUGAUCAAAAGUGUAAUAAAAUCGAGUGAAAUAUCGUAUCGGGAAGUUAAACCGCAAUCGCGAAACUUCCACUUCAAUCGAGUCUAACGAACUCGAACAACUUCUGGAAUUAAGGGCUGCAACAUCGUUGAAGAUUAAACUCGAAGGCCACGAAUUUAUUGUUCCCAAGGAAUACCACGAGCUUUCUCGUAAAAUAAGAAACUCGAGAUUAUUGAAGAUAAUAAAGGAAGGAAUUUUAAGACUUCGUAAAAGUAUACUCCGUUGUAAUCAGGAUUAAAUACAGCUUCGUUAUACAUACUUUCUACCCGCGUACAAUUAUCGCAAUCAAUUAUAAAUUUUUCUAAUUUGCUAACUCACUUUUCCCACCGAAGGAUUCUCCUUAAUUUGUAUAAUAUUCUCGUUGUUUGUGCAAACAAAUUUUUCGAAAUAGAAUUUGCAAAUUUUCACAAGUUACGUGUUCAAUUAUUACUUUUCGAAACAAACGAGUUUCUCUAAUUAAAAGUAAUUCGUUAAAAUUAAAACUUCAUUGAAAGCGAGUGUGCGUACAGGUCAUUGAUUUAAGCGCAAGACAAUUAUACUAAAUGCAAGGGUAGCUUGUAAAGAUUGUACAUUUUUUUUCGCAAUAGAAGAAAGAAAGAAGAAAGUAGAAGGUGAAGAAAGAUCAAAGAUUUAAUAGAUCGACGAAAGAAAGACAGAAAAGUGGAAGUUUGGAGAACUUUGUUAACGCUACAGCGGUGAAUUACGAAAACUUCGUAGUACUUUGCAAAAGCUAGGUAAGCAAGUUGAGGAAGUUUAUGGAACUUUACGAAAGGUACAGAAGCGUGCUAACGAUUCUCAGAGAAUUUCACAAAAGCUAUAGAGAUAAGUUGAGGAAGCUUACUGUAAUCUGUAAAAGAUUAAGGGAGCAAGCAAGAAAAGUAUGCAGUUUAUUGUCGUAAAAUGUUUCAAAGGUUACGAAAGUAAAUUGUAGUACUCUACAAAAGCUCCAAAAGUAAAUUAAGAAAGUCUUAAAACGUAUGAAAAUCUAUAAAAGUGUAGUAGAAACUGCCAGAGAAUUACGUUUAAGUCGAAGAAGAAGCAAAUCGAGGAAGCCUACGUUAUUCUGAGAAAGCAACAAGAAUAUCAAGUUAAAGAGACUAUGCGAAAGCUAUAGAAAAUUCUUAAAGAGUUGCACGAUCUAGGAAAUGUUCGCGAAAGUUUGCAAAAUCUACUGCUACGAGUGAACAAUACAAGCGAGAUUAAAAACCUUCGCACGAUUCUACAAAAUCUACAAAAGGUGAACUACAAGAGUUCACGAACGUCCGCGUGCACAAUUAUACAAACUUUACGAAACCAACGAACGAAAGCUUACAGCGUCUCACAGAACAUCGCCAGAACCAACCUAUAAGAAGCUUGCAAAUCGUAUAUAAGUUUCAUAGGCAAAAAAGGCGAGUACAGUGCAGGAAUUGACUAUGGAAUCGCGUUAGAAGAUCGAUCUAGCACUCUGAUCCAACGUAAUACUCUUCUUGACCAACUAAAAGCAAAGUGUUCAACUACGAUCGAAUGUGAGUGCCCUGUUUGAGUUCCUAGAACCCAGCUAUAAGAAGCUUGCAAACCUUAGAGAAGCAAGAAAGCCAAUAACGGAACACCGACGAAACUGGCUAUCGAUCCACGUUAAAGAAGGUCAAUCUGCUAACCAAAUCCAACGAAAUAAUCUGCUUAAUUAAUUAGAAACAAAGCGUUUGGCUAUAAUCGAAAGUGAGUGCCCUGACCCUGCAACCGACUGAGAACUUUCGUCGAUUGUCUUGCCGAAGAUCUACCGGUCGCGUGAUUCAUCGAGGCCACCGGUUGAGCAGGUCAGGGACGCGAGUUCUGCGGCUUCAGGCCGGUGCACAUCCAACCUGGAUUUCUACACGAUUUAACGCGCGUCGGGCUUCGGGGACGCUGUGAGCGUGUCGGCGUGCAGACGGCCCGGCAUUAUCUCUGCAACGCGACGAUAAAGUUCCGCACGAGGGACACGAUAAAAGCACGCGGGUUCUGCUUGAUUAAUCGCGCGUCUCUAUUCACCGAUUCUGCUUUCGUUAGGACAAUCCGUGCUGGACCGAGCGCAACGAAAUAUAGCGAGAACGUUGCUCGGGGUUGGAAAGUGAGAAUAAUAAAUACAGGAGGUGAAUCUUCCGAUGGCAGGUGAAUUGUGAAGUGAAACGUGGAAUUGGAGGAAGUGGGAAGCAGUUGGGAUUGGAGAAACUGCAAAGUGAUAUUUUGGAGAAAUGGGACUGGCAGAGAGAGAAGCCGAAAUGCAGGAGUUAGAAACCUCAAGACCUGGUCGAUCGCGAGACCUCUUCGGCGUGCAGCUCGAGGUUACCUCCUUGCUUUUGGAAGGGGAACGCAGAAAAUUAGCGGUCCUCCAAAGAGAAUUGCAAGUUGCACUCGAAGAAGGGGGAAGCGUAAAAGUUAAAGAGAAGCAGCGACAAGAAUUGCUGCACGCCAUAUCGAAGAUUCAAGGACAACACGAGCAACUCGACAAAGAGUACAGGAUCCACGCUGCCGGCGUUCUCUUAUGCAACUCGAGGGGCUCCGGCAAGGAGAUAGCUGGAAGUCAAUGGAAAUGCUAGAAGAUCGCAUUAUGCAUGGAAUUAUGCUCAACCGAACUCUGCAGCAUAGACGACAUCGCGUGAUCUACGUAGAAUGAACAUGAUCUUUCAAUUAAUACCGUAGAAUACAAUAGAGAAUUAUUCGAUGGGACGAUCGAAAUUCCUCCUAGUACUAUCCUGUAUACGAUACACCUCCCGAAACAUAGAAUUUCAUUGUUUUUACAUAAUUAAAGAGAUUUCACUUGACCAAUCCGUUUAUUAUAUUAUUAAUAUAUACAAUCGAGGAACAAUACGAAUUUUAUUUUUAUGGAAUAUUUAGAAUUAUUUUAUAUGUAAAGUGAUUUUAAAUAAAUAAUUUUAAUUGUUUAAUGUAUGGAGAUAUUUUCAAUUUACACUUUUGUUGGUUAAACUUCUUGUUUAAAUAUCGACGGGAAAUAUGUUAAAUUAACGUAUAAUUAUUCGUAUAUUUCUUAUUUGAACGU